Messenger RNA from Periophthalmus magnuspinnatus, 1613 nucleotides. It is a transcript of the gene cfap210, whose product is annotated as cilia and flagella associated protein 210. The transcript is spliced from 8 exons. The record is from RefSeq and is a predicted model, not a curated record. NCBI's taxonomy places the organism in Eukaryota, Metazoa, Chordata, Actinopteri, Gobiiformes, Gobiidae. The coding region runs from base 16 to 1587 and encodes 523 amino acids.
GAGAAAGACACCACAAUGAUCCCAUUACCAGAUCUACGUAAAGUCACAGUCUUAUCCAAAUCUGAAUUAAUGCGAAUACAAGAUCAGCUGAAAAAUGUUGACAGAGAACAAGAGCUCAGGAUACAAGAGGCAAAAAGAAGAGAAGCCAUGCAUCUGCAGUCAAAAGAAGUGGUCAAGCUUUGGUCCAACACUAUAGCAGGGCAAAGGCAAAAGAACCUGGAGGCAAAGGCAAUUCGGCAGCAGAUUGAGGAGGAGAAAAGAAAGCAACUUGACUUAGAAGAGCAUGAAUUCAAAGAGCAGAAGAUAAAGGAGGCCAUAGAAAAGGCUAAGACUCAGCUAUUUUAUCAAACAAACCGGGUCAAAAGCCUACAUGGUGCAUACUUGCUUUCACAUGUGCUUAAAGAAAGAGAGGCACAAAUUCAAUUAAAACAAUACAUCAAGGAUGCCAGCAAAGAUGUGAAUAAAACCUUGUUAGAAGCAGCCAAAGCCAGGGAUGAUGAAGCUCUGAGACGAGAAGAAGAGAAAUCACGUCAAAAGAAAGAGCAGACUCUGUCUGUUGUAGAGGAACUGAAGAAUCAAAUAAGGGAAAAGGAGUUAGCGAGGGAACAUGAGAGACAACUAAAGAAACAGGAAAGAGAGGAAAUACAUAAACUUCAUGAGCUCCAUCUUUGGGAACAGAAGAGAGAGCAAGAACAACAAAAAGAGGAUAGGAAACAGCUCAUGCAAGUCAACCAGGAGCAUCUGACCAACAGACAGUUAGAGAAAGUUAUACACGACCAAAAAGAGCAAAUGGAGGAGGAGCAAAGAAAACUGUACCUCUCAGCAAAACAAAAAAUGACCAAGUUAAGGAGGGACAAAGAGAAGGAGAUAAUAAGGGAGAUCCAGUCAAAACGAGAGAGGAUCUUGGAAAAAAUUGUAGCCACCCAGCAAGAGCAGGCUGAAAAUGAAGAGCUCAAAAUUGCACAAGCUGUGGCUGAACGGGAGGCUCGAGAGGCAAAGCUGAAGCUGGAGGAAGAGGAGAAGAAAGCCGCCAUGAUGAAGUCCAUGGCUGUGCACAGAGAGGCAUUGAGGGAAGAAAAAGAGAGAAUGAAAGAAGAGAUACAACUAAAAAACAAAGAAAUGCUUCAGUCUAAGAAGGAGGCAGACAAAAUAUAUGAAGAGAAACAGCAACUCAAGGCUCAGAAGAGGAAAGAGGAGCUUCAAAAGUUACAGGAAUUCAACAGAACACAAAUGGCUGAAAAACACUCAAAGGAACAGCAGCAAAUACAAGACAUGGAGAAGUUUAAAGCAAUGAAUGCUCAAAUACAGGCAGAAGAAGAGUUCCAAUUUCAGUUAUAUGCAAAGGAUGUUAUCAAUACAGCAGAGAAGGCUAAUCUUAACGUGGUGCCACUUUAUAAAGCUGUAAGAGAGGGGAUAGGAGGAGGAUCUGGUGCUGCUUUUAAUGGAAUUAGAUCCAGCUAUGUGGUUCAAGACAGCAGUGGUGCACAAAUGCCCAAAUACAUCUCAGGUGCCACUCAGAAUAUUAAAACGCUAAAUGAGGCUAUGAAUAUUGAACAUGCAAAAAAGAGACUGGGGUUUCAAUGGUGAUCAAUAAAAUAAAUGUUGGCAAUAAA